Stegastes partitus (bicolor damselfish) is the source of this 816-nucleotide messenger RNA. RefSeq names its product C-C motif chemokine 19-like. Gene Ontology annotation, cellular component: extracellular region. The coding region runs from base 108 to 443 and encodes 111 amino acids. The record is from RefSeq and is a predicted model, not a curated record. Gene Ontology annotation, molecular function: chemokine activity. The transcript is spliced from 4 exons. Lineage: Eukaryota; Metazoa; Chordata; Actinopteri; Pomacentridae. Gene Ontology annotation, biological process: immune response.
ACUCACAGCUCUUUUCCCAGAGUGGUGUGGAAAGAGAGAGCAGGCUCUUUGAUCAACCAAUCAGCAUCCAGAGAAGCCAAGGGACGACAUCACCAGCUCAAUCAGACAUGGCUCCGUGGGGUGACGCAAGACUCUUCCUCUGCAUCCUCUGCAUCACCUGCUGCUGCUCCGUGAUCGUGGCGCAGGUGCCCAUGGACUGCUGCUUGAGAGUCUUAAACAAGACAAUCGAAAGGCACAUUGUUGCGGACUACAAGCAGCAGAUCAGAGGAGAGGGCUGCGAUAUUGCUGCCACAGUGUUUGUGUCCAGACGUGGGAGGACCCUCUGUGUGCCUCCUAAUGAAGAGUGGGUCAAAGAUCUGAUGAAACAUGUGGAUGACCUGAAGGAAAAGUGCAAGAAACUCAAGUACAAGGGCCGACGCUGCGUGGGAGUGAAGCCCCAGUAAACCAAACUUGGACCCGUUCAUCCACAGCAACAGCCCAAAGUGUCGCAGAAGAACAUAUUUGCAUUAACACCACUAAAAUAAUAUAAGAAUAUAAAAACUGAUUGAUUCGUCCUGUUAAUAAUGAGCUUUUCCCGUUUUGUCUUCAUAUGUUCAUUUGAGUUGCAAAUAAAAUAAAAACACCUUGAAGGAGUUUUAUAUUUUUAUAGCGUUUGUGUUUUAGAAGUCUGAGGUUGGUGCACAAAAUCCAAAAUGUGAAUGUGAGUGUCUUGUUCAGUAAGACAACUCAAAAGGCUGCAGAACUUUAUUGGUUGUAUGGAUUUAUUUGAGUGUUGCUCCUUUGAAUUAAUAAAAUCUAUUUUUAUGCACAUUCUGA